This is a messenger RNA of Drosophila santomea, 1441 nucleotides long. RefSeq lists its product as uncharacterized. The transcript has 4 exons. The coding region runs from base 84 to 1316 and encodes 410 amino acids. Lineage: Eukaryota; Metazoa; Arthropoda; Insecta; Diptera; Drosophilidae. The record is from RefSeq and is a predicted model, not a curated record.
UUCAUCAGUCUACGCAAGACCGUCAAACUGGACGUAUACGUGUUUUUUCUUCGCUUUACAAAUAGUAAUCCCGAUUAUCUACAAUGACAGCUGGCAAAAUACCCGAUUGGGUCACCGCUGAACUGUUUGAAGAUGUUCUCAAAUCGAGUGUGGAUGGUUACUCGAAUGUGAGGAAUUUCAAACCGGAAAUUGGAUCCGCGGCAGGUGACAACUACGCCACUGUUAUGUUGCGAGUUAAAAUCGAAGUGGAGCUUCAGGAUGGCACCACCAAAGAGGUGUCCUACAUGGUCAAGUUGCCACAUCAGCAGGAGAUCUACAAAGAAAUGAUGAAGCACACCGACAUCUUCGAAAUCGAACGCACCAUGUACAACCUGGUCGUUCCGGAGAUGGAGGCCCUUUAUAAGGCGGCUGGUGUGGAGGUCACGUUUGGAGCCAAGAGCUACGAGCUGAAGAAUGCCCAGACCGAUUACAUAGCUCUGGAGGAUCUGUGCAUCAAAGGAUUCAAGAACGCCAAUCGCCUCGAGGGCCUCGACCAGGCGCACACGGAGCGGGUUCUCCGGAAGUUGGCCCAGUGGCAUGCUGCAACGGCCGUAAGGGUGGCCACCAAGGGGCAGUAUCCGGAAAUCGUGCUGAGGGGAUUCUUCAAGGAGGAAAACAGGGCGAUGAUGAACGACAUGAUUGACGGCAUGGGACAGGUGUUUCUCAAAUGCUGUGCCACCUACGAAGGCAACGAGGCCUACAUAGAAAAAAUCAAAGCUCUUAAGCCCGCGAUAAUAGACGAGUUGUUCAAGAUGUGCGUUAUCGAUCACACAGAGUUCAAUGCCCUGAACCACGGCGAUUCGUGGUCGAAUAACAUUAUGUUCCAGUACGAUGAGUCUGGCAAAAUCAAGGAGGUGUAUAUGGUCGACUUCCAGGUCUCCAAGUACGGCACUGUUGCGCAGGAUCUGUUUUACUUCCUGAUCUCUUCCACAAAGCUGGAGGACAAGCUGAGCAAAUUCGAUUACUACAUUAAGGUGUACCAUGAUAACCUAGUGGAGCACCUGAAAAUCCUCAAUUACUCCAAACCAUUGCCAAGCCUGCGAGAUAUCCAUAAGUCUCUGCUCAAGUACGGCGCUUUUGCAUACUCCGUGGCCACAGGUGUAAUGGCAGCCGUUCUCUUAGAUCCAACUGAAAACGCCAGUUUGGAGAACUUUGUUGGCGAUUCCGCCGAGGGAGUGGACUUCCAGACGAAAAUGUACAAUAAUCCCCGCUACCGGAAGCACAUGCAGGUCAUCCUGCCCUGGCUGCUCAAUCGAGGUGCUCUAGAUGUCAAUUAGGAAUACAAUGAUUCUAUUUUCCAUUGCUGAGUUCGAUAAAACAACUCUAUUCCGCUAGCUUAACUUGGUGCAGCAUACGCUUAAAGUAUUGUAUAUGUAUUAAAAUAAAAAAAGAAUAUACAUAA